AUGGGCACAGCAGAGUGCAUCCCUGAUGAACCUCAGGCCAAAGACCAAAGAAGGCAAGACUUCCAAGACAUGCUGACAGAAGUGGGAUUAAGUGUAGAGUACUGGACACCUAAGCUUCAGGAGCAUGCAGGUGUGACCUCUGCCUGGGACUUACAGUUCUUAGAAGAAAAAGACCUCCAGAAGCUCAGGUCCCAGGCACAACACCCAUGGGAGAAAAGGGCCCUCGAGAAGCUGCUUGACCUCUCACAGUCAAAGCGCCCUCCCGAGUCCCAGAAGUCUCCAGCGGAGACUGGGAAGAAAAGGCAGAAGCAGACAGAAGAGGCCCUGCGGGAGCUGAGGGAGCUGCAGUCCGAAGGGAAGCAGAGGCAGGAAGAAGCAGUGAGGAGGAAGGAAGCAGAGCUGAGGCAGAAGAUGGAUGUCCCUGAGCAGUACUGGCCAAAGCCUGGAGUGGAUCUGAAAGAAGUCACUGAAAAUAUGCAGAGACAUCUCAAUCACAUGGAGCACCCACUGACCCUCAGGCAAAGCCUCCCAGAUAGGGAUCUGAUUAGAUGGGCAUCUGGAGGCCUGGCCCUGCAGGGAAUUUACAAGACCAGCCACCAAAAAGACCUGACAGAGAAGCGAGAAGAGCUACUCAGUGUCCCCAAAGAAUUCUCACUCAUGGGACCUGAGCAGGGCACAAGGAUGGAAACGAUAGAAUUCACCUCUUCUCAAGCAGAAGCCCAAUUCAUCCAGACUAUAGAGAAGAUGGGCUUUGGGGUCACAAUGUCAGCCAAGGGUAGAGUAUGGGGAUUCAGUUUAGAAGGUGGAAUGGAUCGAAGCAAGAAUUCAGAAACCAAGAAAAGCAACAAAUCACAUUCAGAAAACUUAUUUUUCUGUUCAUGCAAGUUCAGUUAUGUCCCCCUUGCAACCUGCCACUUUCCCACAGAUCACCUUCAGCUCUCCAAGGCUGCUCUCCAGGAACUGAAAAGCAUAGAUGAACACUUGGUCCAUACUACAGGGCCAGAUAGUUUCUCUUUACUGAGACAAAGGACUGAAAACUUCUUCCACAGGUUUGGCUCUCAUGCAAACAAAGGUCCUCUUCACCUAGGAGGGAUCUACUACUGGAAGGCCAUUGCACAGGGUUUCAAAAGUGAGCAGCUGGCUGAUGUGAGGCAGCAGGCAGCACAGGCCCUGGAUAUUUACAUCAGGGGCAGCUACAGUGGUUUUGGAGUGAAAGUGGCUACAGGUAUGUCAGACUCGCAUUCAAAAGUAACUUCUCAGAACACAGCUGUUCAAAACCUCCAAACCCAAGUUCAAUUAUCAGUGGCCCAAACAGGUGGCCCACCAGAAGCAGAUGGAUUUGUCCAGUGGAAAGCUGGCCUACUGGCCAGCAAUCAAACCUGGUCUGUCAUUGACCAGGGAGUUCAACUCGUGCCCAUUUGGGACAUCAUCCUAUCCAGACACAAAAGUGACUUUCAAGACCCGCUGAGGGUGGCUACCUGUCUGAAAGACAACUACACUGCUCUGACGGGCCUCCCUGCACAAAUCUUAGAUGGAGAGGAAUUACUGAGUGCUAGAAAGGAAGCCAGGCUUUUCCUAGAGGAAGUGAAAUCCUGGGAAGUUUCUGAUCCUGAAAACCAGCUUAAGAAACUGAUACAUUUCAUGCAAAUGUUGAGUCAAAAACUAAAAGGUUAUGACAUUUGGACCAAUACAUGUCUCACAGAUUUAGGUCUGCAGAAAUUUAUAAUCCACACUGUCGACUUUUGCAAAAAUUCAUCCACCCAGAGCACAGAGUUUAUCAAAUCUCAGUUACGCAGCCUUCUAGACCCUCAUGUGCACAAAGUGACAAACUUUCCUCAGGCUCACUCCAUCAUGCAGUGGAUCCACCAGUCAGAGGCAGAGGAAGAGCAAGUCAGUAUCACACAAUUUUCUGACUUCAUUAAGGCCUUGAAAGAAACCCAAAACAGCCUCAUGGAAGUGAACCUCAAAUCGGAGUCCCCAGAGGCAGUGGAAGAAGCUCAAAGAAAGGCCACACAUGAGGUGACCACAGCUCUCAGCUGCUUCUUGAGCCAUCUCAGAGAAACAGAGCAGCCAGACAUGCAGCUCCUGCUUCUCUCCAUUGCAGCUGGGGCAGGAUACCAGCUGGACAACAAGAUCUUUCAGCAUCUCCUGGGCUGUGAGGAGUUAAACUUCCUAUUGGAUGAGAUGCAAAGUGUUCACCAUAAAUAUGAGGAACUCAAAAGUCUUUGCAGCUCCAGGGCACAGGCAUUCCUGGUGCUCACAGCUCUGACAACCACAGUCAGAGUCACAGCCAUUUCUCCAGAAGAGAAAACACAGCGUUUGGCAUUAAUGAGACAACAUACGGGAGAAUCGUUGUAUGUAGAAGUUGCAUGUGUCCUUUCAAAAUUUGGAACAAACCAUGAUUGGCAAAACCUAGAAAAAGACUUGAAAUCACUCACUGUUGGGAAUUAUGAAGCCACCAUCUCUACUGUGCAAAUGGAUGAGGUAAAAAAACAACUGCAAAGUCUCCGCCAUGAAAAUAAUAAGCCCAGCAAACCAUGGAAAAAUAAAAACAACAAAGAGGUGGUGAUAGAAAGUGGACCUUUCCUGGACUUGCUCCAGCGUUUAGGUCUAGAACAUUACUACCCGAAAAUGAUGAGCAGAGCUGACUUCCAUCUGAUCUACAAGAAUUCUGUGUUCAAUACACAACCCACAUCUGAACAGGAGCUUCCCUUCUAUUUCCUACAAAAGCUACUGAUGCUGGACUAUGGGGUGAGACAUCUGGUCUUCAAAGACACUGGAGACAUAGAAAACCAGGUCCACACAGGUUCCUCCCAUCAGGAAGAUGAGGCUUUGGAUCCAUAUGAAGACUUGCUUGAAGACAGUGAUGAUCUCACUAGCCCUUCCAGCCCCACAUCCCGGCCCCACAUCCACCCAAUGGAUAUUCAGAUGGCCAUUUUUCACUGUGCAGAUCAUUUUGCCAGACCAUAUAUUGUGGGUAAGCUUUCCAUUUGUCAAUAUGCCCUCCCUCUUCUGGUACCAACUCCCGGAACUGCUCACAUUGAAUUCUCGCUGUGGUCUCUCAGACAAAUUCGGAGAAGCUGGCAAGAAGCAAGUACAUCACAACACAAAAAAAGCAGUCACAACAACCAGCGUAUGUGCCAUGUCCCCACCCCCAUCGUGUCCUUCAUUAGAGUUGGACAUGGCCUCUCUGCUUCCAAGUCUCAGAUCAUGAAUGCUCUUCUCAGUAAGCGAAAACACGAUGUGUUUUUUCAUAGGCACUGUAGGGGAAGCAGCAAGGACUGUCUCUUAAUGGGUGGACUGGUGGAACUCUGCUGGUUCUGUCCUGGUGGGGAGGAUGACGACAGAUUUGAGCAGUGUGUGACCUUCACCAACCUUCAUGGAGAUGCAAAGGAACAUAAGCAGCAGCUCACCUUUCUGCAGGAGGUCUCUUCUGUCAUCGUGAUCCUCAUGUCAGCCUCUGAUGACAACAAAGACAACCAAAAAAUUGUCCGUGACCUGUGGCAAGCAUCCAGACCUGUGAUUUGCUUGCUUGAUGACAAAGACAAGACCAUGCCUAAAAGUACAGGAAAGGUGAGAAUUGGCAUCAGGAAUAGAAAUGAGGCAGAAUUAGCAGAGGAGCUCACAACUGCAAUCAAACAUCAGCUACAGCAAUCUGACGCUGCUCUCAGCUUAGAGGAGUGUUCCCUGGUUGCUCACAAACAUGGAUUCCUUAUUGAUGAAGACCAGAGUGACUGUCAGGAAGCCAAGGCAAAGGCCCAGACCAUAAUGGCCCUCCUAACAGAGUUGGAGCUCUCUCAGAUAAAGGAAAGCUUACUUCCCCUUCAGGGACAACUGUGGCACCUUUGGUGUAAAAAGGACAAAGAAUUCUAUCACUUGAGAGAAAAAGGAAAUCGGAGCAUUGAACAACACAAGAGUGAGAUUGAGACAGAUAAAAGAAUAAUUAGGUCCCAGCAAUUGGAAAAAGCCUUUCCUCUCAAUGACUUAAUGCGCUCUGUCCUUGAAAUCCUUCAAGAAGAUUCAGAAACACAUGCCAAACUCUACUUCUUGCAAUGGUUCAGUGUGUUUUUGGACAACCUGACCACAGCACACUUGGAAAACUUGUAUGAGAAGCAACGAUCUCUGUGGUCAAUGAUACACACAGAAAAUCAGAAGGUACAAAAGAGUGACUUCAGAAAGCUCUGGGAAAAUCAGAUAGAAGCCAUUUCCAUAGAGAUUUGCAACUGUACCUUGGGAAUCCAGCAAAUUCUCAGAGAAAUUGCCCAGAUCUAUGAAGCUCUGGAAGAAAUUUCCUCUCAAAGAGAUCCCCUUUUCCUUUCCCUCCCUGAAAUUGCUGCAGACCUGAUGAUAUCUGGUGUCCCCAUUGAGCUCAUGGACGGGGAUGCUUCCUAUGUGCCUCUGAAGUGGGUGGAAGCUGUUUUUGACAAGGUCUCGGAGAAGCUCGGGGACAAAAGGCUGUUUGUUCUCUCUGUCCUUGGCCUGCAGAGCUCAGGGAAGUCCACCCUGCUGAACGCCCUUUUUGGCCUGCAGUUCACUGUCAGUGCUGGCAGGUGUACCAGAGGGGCCUACAUGCAGCUCCUGAAGGUGGAGGAGACCUUCACAAAGGAGCUUGGCUUUGACUUUAUGCUGGUGGUGGACACAGAAGGACUUCGCGCCCCAGAACUCAACAAUAAAUCCCAGAAUUGGGACAAUGAGUUAGCAACCUUUGUCAUUGGACUUGGAAACUUGACUCUGAUCAAUAUUUUGGGAGAGAAUCCUUCAGAGAUGCAAGAUAUCCUACAAAUAGCAGUCCAAGCUUUGUUGAGGAUGAAACAAGUGAAAAUCUCCCCCAGUUGCCUCUUUGUCCAUCAGAAUGUGGGAGACAUAACAGCUAAAGACCAAACUAUGGAAGGUCGACGGCGGCUAGAGCAGAGACUAGACGAAAUGACAGCAUUAGCUGCUGAACAGGAGGAGUGCCCAGAUGUAACCCGCUUCAGCGAUGUCAUUAAGUUUGAUGUCAAUACUCAGGUCCACUACUUUGCUCACCUCUGGGAUGGCAAUCCCCCAAUGGCACCUCCCAAUCCUCGUUACAGCCACAAUGUCCAGGAACUGAAAAAUAGAAUUCUUGUGACUGCCCAACAAGAGUCCAGGAGAAGCAUUAUGAAGAUAUCUGAUGUAAAAUUCCGAGUUAAAGAUUUAUGGAGAGCCCUGAUAAAUGAGAACUUUAUUUUCAGUUUUAGGAACACCAGAGAGGUUAUGGCAAUGAACAAACUGGAAACCAUGUAUAACCAGUGGUCUUGGGAGCUGAGGAGUCACAUGCUGGAGUUGCAGAAUCAGCUGAACAACCAGAUUCAGAAUGGAAAAAUCCAGGAACUCAAAACAAGCAUAUUUGAGGCUCCAGUUACAGAAAAAUAUAUAGCAAUUAAGCAAGAACUUGAAAAGUAUUUUAAUGAAGAUCCAGAUAGUGAAAUACUAGUUCAGUGGAAAUCAAACUUUGAAAAUAAACUAACAGUCCUUAAAGAGGAACUUAUUUCUGACACCAGAAGGAAAGCCAAAGAACUUAUUCGCUUAAAAAAAAAUCAAGAACGGCUGGAUAAGAAAAAGACAGGUUAUGAAAAUGAGUUAUUGGGAAGAAGUAGAAAGCUGGCUUUAACAGUAAAAGGUAAAGAACUGAGCGAAGGAGAAUUACAUGAAAAAUUUAAUCAACUCUGGAAAAAAUGGGUCUGCGAUGUGUCCUCAGAUCUCCCUCUGCUCAUAGAACCUGACAUUGAUGUGGAUUCUGAAAACAUCCUUUGGGAGUAUUUCCAAAAGGAGAUAAACAUGGUAGAUAUAUUGAAGAGAAAUUCUAGAGAGAAGUUUCAAAUCAAUUAUGAUGAACAUAUAAAAAUGAAUAAGAAAUAUAACUUCAUGACAAGGACAUGCAAGCUUCGUGAUAGGGAGUCCAUUGAUAUCACUACUGACCACAUUGUUUCAAGAUUUAGUGAAACUAUCAACAGUCUUCAUAGGCAACAAUGUGACUACAAUGCAAGUUACUUCCAUGAAAUCCUGAGAAUAAUAGAAGAAGAAGUCAAAUCUGCACAUACUGAGGGAAGAUAUACAUUUACAAGCAAAUACAGCAUUGAUCUGUCUUUGUGUUUAUUCCAGAGAGCAUCAAAGAGCUUCAAGGAAAUGCACAGAGCAUUCAAGAGAGCAAAUGAUCCUGUGAACUAUCUAGAAAGUAAGAAAGAUGAUUUCUUCAUGAGUUUUAAGAUCUCCUGCCAAGGUGCCACCUCUGUCACAUCAUUUGUUGAUUUUCUGUGGAACAAGCUCCUUCCUGCUAUCUCUGCUAACAUAAAGGGGAAAAUGAUCAUUAAAAUAGCUGGGGACAUGCGAGCUACCUGUCCUGCAUUCAACGGAAACAGGGCUAACCUGGAGAAACACAUUCUCAUUUCUCUGGCAGAAGAAGAAAAUUUUGAUAAUUACUGGCAAUACCUUCAUUACACAAAAUCGUUUUUUAGCAGCUACAUUGAAAAAUAUAUUAAGAGAUACUGUUCAGAUGAAAGAAGUGAAAAAAUAAAGAUUUUUAUGAAAAUGAGUCUAGAUGACAUCAGGCACGCCAUCCUCUCUGCCAUUCACGAGUCCACGGCAAUAGCUAAAGAUGACAGCAGCACUGCAUCCCGGUGGCUGGAUUUGUUCUGUGACAACCUAGGCAGCAAUUUGAUCUUCCCACGAAGAGACUUGAAAAGUAUUGAACACCAGGAGAUAAGUGAUAUGGAGUUUCUCAAAGAAGCCAUGAGUGCAGCUUUGGAUCCCACAAUGCAGAAAGUAGAAGAGAAUUGUUCAAGCAUGCCCAUAGACGAAAUGGUUCCUGAAAUUGAGAAGAUCCUAUCUGAACACCUCUGUGGCUGCUGGAAACAAUGUCCCUUAUGCAAUGCAAUUUGUACAAACACAAUUCCUACACAUGAAGGUGACCACAGUGUUCCAUUCCACCGUCCUCAGGCUGUCAAUGGAUGGCAUAAGAACAAAACAGAACACUUUGUGAUUGACUGCUGCACUAGUUCAGUGGCAAGUGACCGCUUCAUGCUUUUGGGAAACAACCAGGAAAUCCCAUAUAAGAACUAUCGUCUGGCAGGAGGGGAUUACGCCACAUGGAACAUCACCCCAGAUUCAUCCACUCAGCCAUACUGGAAAUGGUUUGUCUCACACUUCAGAUCAAAGCUUGAAGAAACAUAUCAGAAAAAAUUUGUAGGAACAGGUAAAAUACCAGAUGCAUGGUCCAAAAUCACAAAGGAGGAUGUACUUAAUGACUUGAAAGAACAAUAA
Jaculus jaculus (lesser Egyptian jerboa) is the source of this 7281-nucleotide messenger RNA. Its product is annotated as interferon-induced very large GTPase 1-like. Lineage: Eukaryota; Metazoa; Chordata; Mammalia; Rodentia; Dipodidae. The record is from RefSeq and is a predicted model, not a curated record. Gene Ontology annotation, molecular function: GTP binding. The transcript has a single exon. Bases 1 to 7281 code for a protein of 2426 amino acids.